AUGGAGAUUUCAGGCAUCACAGAGUCCUACUACAGCACAGUCACCAAGAAUGAUUUCUUUCCUGGAAUGUUGUGUUUGAGCAUGGAUGUGCGGCCAUUUGGAGUCACAGUGCUGACCCCCCUGUACUCCCUGGUGUUCAUCAUUGGAGUGACAGGCAAUGUCCUGGUGGUUCUGGUGCUCCUGCAGCACAAGAGGCUUCGAAGCAUGACCAGCAUCUACCUAUUCAACUUGGCCAUCUCUGAUCUGGUCUUCCUCUUCACAUUACCUUUCUGGAUUGACUAUAUAAUAAAAGGAGACUGGGCUUUUGGUGAUGGUAUGUGUAAGUUCAUUUCUGGGUUUUAUUACCUGGGCUUGUACAGUGGCAUGUUUUUCAUCACCCUGCUUACAAUUGAUAGGUACCUAGCCGUUGUCCAUGCUGUGUUUGCCCUGCGAGCCCGGACUGUCACUUUUGGCAUCAUCACCAGCAUCAUAACCUGGGUCCUGGCCAGCCUGGCUUCCAUUCCUUGUCUGUAUUUUUUCAAGGCCCAGUUGGAGUUCACUUACCAUAACUGCAGAGCAGCUUUACCCAAAGAGAGUCUGAAACAUUUUUUGAGGUUUCAGGCUCUAACAAUGAACCUCCUUGGACUAAUUUUACCUCUCUUGGCCAUGAUCAUCUGCUAUACAAGGAUCAUCAGUGUUCUACACAGAAGACCCAAUAAGAAGAAGGCCAAAGCUAUGCGUCUGAUUUUUGUUGUCACCCUUCUCUUCUUCCUCCUCUGGACCCCCUACUAUCUGGCUGCAUUUGUUUCUGCUUUUGAAGAUUUCCUAUUCUCAGGCAGGUGUGACAGAAGCCGACAGUUGGACCUGGCCUUGAUGGUGACUGAGGCCAUUGCCUACACCCACUGCUGUGUCAACCCAGUCAUUUAUGUCUUUGUGGGUGAGAGGUUCCGGAAGUACCUCAGGCAGCUGUUUCAGAGGCUUGCAAUUAUACCCCUGGCAAAAUGGCUGCCCUUCCUUUAUGUGGACCGAACACAGAGGGCCAAUACCAUGUCUCUAUCCACAGGAGAAAAUGAGCUCUCUGCUGGCUUAUAA
Cricetulus griseus (Chinese hamster) is the source of this 1071-nucleotide messenger RNA. The record is from RefSeq and is a predicted model, not a curated record. NCBI's taxonomy places the organism in Eukaryota, Metazoa, Chordata, Mammalia, Rodentia, Cricetidae.